AUGGCGGGCGGCGCUUUCGCUGCCUCCAAGACCGAUAGCCGUGGUGGCCGCGGCGGCCGCGGUCGAGGAAAGGGCCGUGGUCCACCCAGCAGCAACUCAACUAGUUCGCCCAGUCCGGCUCUCCUUACCGCAAACAUCAAGAAUGCUCGCACCCUCGACUCCCUCUUUGGCACGGUCACCGCCCACCUCGGCCGCUUCAACCACAUUCACCUCUCCGCGUGCUGGAACACGCUCGGUCGGCUUGCGGCCGGCGCCGACCCGCUUUGGUUCCAGCGCCACGCGAAAGAGCUCGAGUCGCUCGCGCAAACCACGGCAGAGGUCGCCGAGACCUCCGCCGAGGCGGGCGGGGGGGCGCACCCGCCCCUCUUCGCCGCGCUCGCCAAGUCUGCGACGGAGCGUGCGGCAGACUUUGUCGCAGCGGAUCUCGCCAACCUCGCGUGGGCGUUUGCGAACGCGGGCCACGUGGAGGACGCUCCGCUCUUCGCCGCCCUCGCGCGCGCCGCCGAGGCGCGCCUCUCCGACUUCACUGCGGAAGAGCUCGACAACGCCGACUGGGCCUUCUCCCGCGCAGGCGCGUGGACUAGCCGAGAGGCUGACGCGAGCCUCGACUCGCGCAAGCAGGGCUACGGGCACGAGAAGCGGAAGCCGUGCGCCAUCCUCGGCUUCUUCGGCGAGGCGUUCGGCGACAAGAGCAAGGUGCGGCGCGAGAGCGACGCCUCGGGCCGCUUCAUCCACAUCCCGCGCCAGAAGCUGCGCGCGAGGGUCGUCGAGCAGCUCCGCCCCGGGACGAUCCGGUGGGGCAGCAAGCUGCGCUCCUUCGAGUGCCGACGCGGGGCGGGCGUGGCCGCGCUGCUCGUGGGCUCGGACGGGAUCUUCUCGACGGUGCGGCGGCAGCUCGCGAUGCCCGGCGACCGCCUCCACUACGUCGGGCUUGUGGUGGUGCUCGGCAUCCUCGACGGCAUCCGCCGCAUCUUCGAGACGGUGGACGGCACCACCCGUCUCUACGCCAUGCCCUUCACGACCAGCUCGACCAUGUGGCAGCUCUCCUUCCCCUGCUCCGAGGAGGCUGCGCGCACGCUGACCAAGGACGCCGCCGCCCUCAAGGCCGAACUCCUCAGCCGUUGCCGGGGGUGGCACGACCCCAUCCCGGCCCUGCUGGCCGACACGCCGCUCGACGGCAUGUCGGGCUACCCAGUCUACGACCGAGAGGUGCUCGAGCCGGCGGACCGCGUCACCCUGAUUGGCGACGCGGCGCAUCCAAUGACGCCCUUCAAGGCGCAAGGCGCAAACCAAGCCCUGAGUGACGCGGUGCUGCUUGCAGAGGCACUCGUGCAAGGGGUCCGCGAGCACGGCGCGUUGGCCGGCCUGGACGCGGCGCUCCCGCUCUUUGAGCGGCGCAUGCUCAGCCGCUCGGCGCGCGUGGUGGUCGGCUCUCGCGAGAAGGCGAAGGAGCUCCACAGCAGCCUGGCGCUGCAGCCCGGCCGCAAGGUGCAGCGCGACACCGGCGUCGACAUGCCCCGCGUGGUGCGGGCGCUGCGCGCGGGCGGCAUCGGCUCCGGCAGCGCGACCGACCCGCGAGGUCUGGACGCCGUGGUUGCGGAGACGGCCGGAGAGGCUGGCCUCCGACGCAAGCGAUUGCGGAAAUUGGUGCUGCGGCUCUAUUUGCGCCAUCUCUCCCGCCAGCCCGAGGCGGCGCGCGAGGAGGUGUGCUGGUGGCGGGCGCACCCGGCCGAGCUCCAGGCUCUCUUCCGCAAGCACCUCCGGGCGGCCAAGGGGGUCGGGCUGGUGAGAACGCAGGGCAAAAUGGUACGUGCGGGCUGA
Molecule: messenger RNA, 1821 nt
Organism: Emiliania huxleyi CCMP1516
Lineage: Eukaryota; Haptophyta; Isochrysidales; Noelaerhabdaceae
Exons: 12
Coding region: 1-1821 (606 amino acids)
Molecular function (GO): FAD binding
Source: RefSeq, a predicted model, not a curated record